Molecule: messenger RNA, 2027 nt
Organism: Stegastes partitus (bicolor damselfish)
Lineage: Eukaryota; Metazoa; Chordata; Actinopteri; Pomacentridae
Gene: nprl2
Product: NPR2 like, GATOR1 complex subunit
Exons: 11
Coding region: 343-1485 (380 amino acids)
Biological process (GO): cellular response to amino acid starvation; negative regulation of TORC1 signaling; positive regulation of autophagy
Cellular component (GO): vacuolar membrane; GATOR1 complex
Molecular function (GO): GTPase activator activity
Source: RefSeq, a predicted model, not a curated record
GUGGACCCGUCCGUCCCGGGGGUCCGUGAAGGCAGCAGCAGCGUUGUUGUUCCUCGGCGUGUCGAGGCGGCGGAUGGUCCGACAGCCGCCGGGACCGACACACUGGGCUCAGCUCAUAAAAAGCCCGUUUAUUAGGCCGUGGUUCAGCGUUAGAGCUGCUUAAAUGUGUUUUAGAAGAAGCCGCUAGCUGCUGUUUCAGCGCUAGAGCCGGAAGCUAGCUGAGCAGCUGGAGGUAAACAGGAAACACAACAACACGCCGGGACCGUUUGGACACAGCUGGAGGAGAUCAGCACGUUUCUGCACCUCUGAGGGAGUUUAUCCUGCCAAAAAGAAAAGUCUACGAUGGGCAUGACCACCAGAAUAGAGUGCAUAUUCUUCAGUGAGUUUCAUCCAACUCUGGGCCCAAAGAUCACCUACCAGGUCCCAGAGGAAUACAUUUCACGGGAGCUCUUUGACACGGUUCAGGUUUAUAUCAUCACCAAGCCAGAACUACAGAACAAAUUAAUCACCGUCACUGCGAUGGGAAAAAAGCUGAUCGGCUGCCCUGUGUGCAUCGAGCAUAAGAAGUACAGCCGGAACGCCCUCCUCUUCAACCUCGGCCUCGUUUGCGACGCCCAGACCAACACGUGUGCCCUCGAGCCGAUCGUCAAGAAGCUGUCUGGAUACCUCACGACUCUGGAGCUGGAGAGUGGAUUUAUCUCUAAUGAGGAGAGCAAGCAGAAGCUGUUACCCAUCAUGUCCACCCUGUUAGAGGAACUUAACGCCACAGGAGCCUGCACGUUACCCAUAGACGAGUCCAACACCAUCCACCUGAAGCUGAUCCAGCUGCGUAAGGAUCCUCCGAUAGUCCAGGAGUACGACGUGCCCGUCUUCACCCAGUGCAAAGAGCAUUUUAUCAAAUCCCAGUGGGACCUGACCACUCAACAGAUCCUGCCCUACAUCGAUGGAUUUAGACACAUCCAGAAAAUCUCCGCUGAGGCAGACGUGGAGCUGAACCUGGUUCGUAUUGCGGUGCAGAAUCUGCUGUACUACGGUGUGGUGACUCUGGUGUCCAUAUUCCAGUACUCCAACGUGUACUGCACCACCCCCAGAGUCCAGAGCCUCAUAGACGACAAGUCCAUUCAGGAGGAGUGCCUCGGCUACGUCACCAAGCAGGGUCAGAAGCGUGCCAGCCUCAGAGACGUGUUCCAGCUGUACUGUGGUCUGAGUCCAGGAACCACAGUCCGAGACCUUUGCUCCCGCUACUCGCAGCAGCUCCAGAGGGUUGACGAGAGGAGGCUGAUCCAGUUCGGGCUGAUGAAGUCUCUCAUCCGGCGGCUGCAGAAGUAUCCCGUGAAGGUGAUCCGCGACGAGAGGAGCCGGCCGCCUCGACUCUACACCGGCUGUCACAGCUACGAUGAGAUCUGCUGCAAGACAGGGAUCAGCUACCAGGAGCUGGAUGAACGUCUGGAGAACGAUCCCAACAUCAUCGUGUGCUGGAAGUGACACGACUGAGAGACACGGAGACGCCUGAACCAAAGAUGCCUUCAGUGAAGACGUUUACUGGAAUAGCAGUAACAACGACAGUGGACUCGCUUAGUUUGUUUUUAAAAUGCAAUCUGCUUUUCAUGAUGAACUGGAAUCUGUUUAAGUGACGACGGGGAACCUGAUCAGUAUUGUACAGAGAUGAAUAUAAGUUAUAAACAUUAUAGUCACCUGGUUGUGUACCGGACAUGAUGAACACUGUAGGAGCCAGUAUGAUGAAAUAUACAGAGAAUGAUUUUAAUGCUUUUGAAUAGAACUUUGACAUGAUUUAUAUUAAUGUUUGUUUGGUCUUCUUAUUGUUGGUUAUUUGUGUGAUGAUUUGUUGGGAGCUGGUCACAUGGUUCAGGCUGGUGAAGUUUAUGUAGGUACCUGCUCACCUGAGGCAGGUGAGUGGGACGCCGUAUUCUUUAUCGACCGCAACCUUUGAUCGCUGCGAGAUUAAUUAUGUUUUGUGCGCGUUAUAUUAAAUCAACCUUUUUUCAAUAUUAAACUUUUGAAACAUA